Messenger RNA from Fraxinus pennsylvanica, 1266 nucleotides. The record is from the annotation of a GenBank genome assembly. Lineage: Eukaryota; Viridiplantae; Streptophyta; Magnoliopsida; Lamiales; Oleaceae.
AUGCCAUGCCUAUUACUAUUGUACGUCGGAUAUAAAUAUCAAACCUGUCUUAGCGGGUCUUACUUGGCCACUCCUUUAUACAAGCUGCUUCAUCUGCAGUCUGUACUGUGUGUUGUGCGUGUUUUUCCAGUCCGAUUCACACAAAAACUAAAGGCUCCGUCAUUUACUCCUCCACCAUUUGGUCCAAUUUUGUCUGCGAAAAUGGUUGCAAAAAUGAAGAAAAAUGGUGCUGGUGCAGAAGCUGAUGCACCGUCAAAUCAUUUCAGUAAACCAUCUUGGCUUCUUUGCACUAUUGCUGAUUUGGACGAGAGGAUGAAGAUGCUUAUAUCGAAAAUCCCUAAAGAAGAUAGCGCUGAUAGUUUUGCAGAAAGGGCCAAUGCCUACUAUCAGAGAAGGCCUCAGCUGCUUGCAUUGCUUCAAGACUUGUACAACGACUACCUCUCUUUGGCAGACCGUUAUUGCCAAUCACUUGCCAAGAACUAUCAUCGUCGUAGUCGUUGUUCUUCGCCCUCGAAUUUUGAUGAAAAUCAACGGUCUGAUCAUGGAGACUCGGAGGAAGUCAUUGAUUCUGACGCAGAAAGCUCAUUGUCUUUCCAGUCUCCCUUUCCACUUCCAGCCAAAGUGGAUGUAGAAAUGCUAGUAGCCGACAUGGUUAUGAACACAGUGGACUACGAGAUUCUAUCAAACGAACUUAGGAUGGCAGAGAAGAGGUCCAGUGAAUCAGCACGAAAGAUAGAGCUGCAAAAGAACUUGUUGGAUGUACUCGAGUCAGAAAGGUUAAUACUACUGAAUGAUAACGCGACAUUGGGCUACAGAUUGUCCUCAUUGGCAGAAGAAAACAAAGGGCUGGUUUCAGAAUCUCUGUUUCUGAAGAGGAAGGCUGCCGAGUUGGCAAGGUGUCUGUUGAAGACGAGGGAGGAUCACAGGGUAUUCGUGCUGAGUCGAAAGAUUGAAGAUCUGCAGGGGCAGAUAUAUGGAUUGGAGAAGAGAAACAAGGAGUACUAUGAACAACUUGUUAAACAAGAUGAACAGAAGAACAAAACUAAGAAAAAGAAUGGUAGGAUUAAAGAUCAGGUGAGUUUGGAUAACUGCUUCAAAGUGCGUGCAAGUGCUGCUGCCAAUGUGAAAAGGGACUUUAAGCCUAAAGAUGGAGGUGUUGAAGGUGCAAGAGUUUCCAAGUUGUGGAAUAGGGUCAAGAAAAUGGAUCUAUUCAGUUGUGGAUCUUGUGGCCCUCAUGUCAAUUUCAGUAACAGCCAAGAAAAGUAA